Molecule: messenger RNA, 2479 nt
Organism: Tripterygium wilfordii
Lineage: Eukaryota; Viridiplantae; Streptophyta; Magnoliopsida; Celastrales; Celastraceae
Product: mitogen-activated protein kinase kinase kinase 3-like
Exons: 11
Coding region: 283-2169 (628 amino acids)
Biological process (GO): protein phosphorylation
Molecular function (GO): protein kinase activity; ATP binding
Source: RefSeq, a predicted model, not a curated record
CUCUCUCUCUAUCGCUCUCUUUAUCCAACCACCGCUUGCCGUCCCCAAAUUCCCCCAAAUCAAUCGCCUUAGCUGUUCCUCACUGUAUCCAUGGCCCCACUCCUCUCUCUCUAACGCUUGUGUGAUUGUUCUGUUUCACAAAGUCUAUCUACCAUUUCCUCCUCAUUUCCUCAGCGUGUAAAUCUCCAUAGAAAUCCUAGCUUCUACUCCUUCUCUCUCUCGGGACUCCGUUUUUAUUCUUCUUCUACUCAUUUUUGACUGUUUUUUUUAAUUGCCUGAAAAAUGCCUGCUUGGUGGCCGAGAAAAUCGAGCAAGAGCAAAGAAGAAACCCAGCAAAACCCACAUGGAAAAUUUGCUGAUUUGUCUGCAAACAAGACUGAUGUGAAUAACUACAGCAGCGAUAGCAAUAAGAGGAAAGGCUUUAAAGGAGAUAAGCCGAGGAGUUUCGAUGAAGGGUCGCGAAAUUCUCCUCGUGGAAGCAAGGACUUUGGCCUGGAGACUGCUGGGUCAUCCGGGUUUUCAGGAUUUGGCUCGGAUUCAGUGGAGAGGAGAGGGCAUCCCCUGCCUCGGCCUUCAUCGAUCCAGAGUGAUCAUGGAGCUGUGUCGGGUUCGGUCUCCAGUGUAAGCUCUUCCGGGUCAUCCGAGGAUCAUCCUGUAGUGAGUUAUCAGGCAGCUCAGUUGGUUGGUUACAGAGGACAAGGGGAGAUCAAGUUCAACAUUGGAUCAAGGAGUCCUGGCCCUGCAUCAAGAGGGGCCACAAGUCCCACGUCACCUCUUAAUCCUCGUUUGGGUGGCACGAGCCUUGAAUCUCCAACUCGUAGGUCGGAAGAUGGGAGAAGUCAAGGUCACCCAUUGCCUCUUCCACCAGGUUCUCCUACAAGCCCUUCUGCCUUGCCAACCACAAGAAGUGGAGGAGUCACAGAAAAUGCACCUUGUUCUUUGUCAAAAUGGAAGAAAGGGAGGCUCCUUGGAAGGGGGACAUUUGGCCAUGUUUACCUUGGAUUUAACAGUGAAAAUGGGCAGAUGUGUGCUAUAAAAGAAGUGAGGGUCGUUUCUGAUGAUCAGACAUCAAAAGAAUGCCUAAAGCAAUUGAACCAGGAGAUAAAUUUGCUUAAUCAACUGUCGCAUCCCAACAUUGUUCGGUACCAUGGAAGUGAACUGGGUGAAGAAGCGCUCUCUGUUUAUUUGGAAUAUGUUUCUGGUGGCUCAAUCCACAAGUUACUUGAAGAAUAUGGUGCCUUUAAGGAGCCUGUUAUUCAGAACUACACCAGGCAGAUUGUCUCUGGUCUUGCUUAUUUGCAUGGAAGGAAUACAGUGCACAGGGACAUCAAAGGGGCUAACAUAUUAGUAGACCCUAAUGGUGAAAUUAAGUUGGCAGACUUUGGCAUGGCUAAGCAUAUUACUUCUUGUUCCUCGAUGCUCUCUUUCAAGGGAAGCCCUUACUGGAUGGCACCUGAAGUUGUAAUGAAUACGAAUGGCUACAGUCUUGCUGUGGACAUAUGGAGCCUGGGAUGUACUAUUCUUGAAAUGGCCACGUCAAAACCACCUUGGAGCCAGUAUGAAGGGGUGGCUGCAAUAUUCAAAAUCGGGAACAGCAAAGAUAUGCCAGAUAUACCUGAUUAUCUGUCUAAUGAUGCGAAAAGUUUUGUGAAAUUAUGCUUGCAACGAGAUCCGUCUGCUCGUCCGACUGCUGCACAAUUGUUAGAUCAUUCUUUUAUUCGAGAUCAAGCAACUACAGGAGUUGCUAACAUAAGCAUUACUAGGGAGGCCUUUCCUCACAACUUUGAUGGAAGUCGAACACCGCCUAUCUUGGAGCUCCAUUCCCAAAGACCAAGUAUCACGUCUGACGUAGAAUAUGCAUCAAGGCCGAUGGUAACGACAAGACUUAUGAACAACCCUAGGGAUAAUGUAAGAACGAUCACAUCUUUGCCUGUAUCUCCUUGUUCCAGCCCAUUGCGUCAAUAUGGACCAGCGCACAAGAGUUGUUUUCUCUCCCCUCCCCACCCAACCUUUCCCUUGGUCGGCGGACAAAGUAGUUACAACAUAAACGACUAUUCAGCGUACCCAGUGAGACCAAAUUCAAGAUAUGCUCAUGAUCCUUGGUUCGAUAACUCUCUAUUGAAAGCUCAAACCCCUGGCGCUUCUCCUAGAGCUAGACAUAUACUUUGAGUAAGUGUACAUAUCGGCACGUGGAUGUUUUCUUGCUGCAGAAGGUUUCAGCGGACCGUUCUCAGCACAUCAUGAUUGAGGUGAUCGGAUAAUAUAUGCGUAAUCAGAGGCAAUGGACCCUUUGACGUUCUGGGUAGAUCCCGGAUUUCUUGAUCUUAAGAUUGUCCCAUCUCCAAUUAUUGUACAUGGAAAGCAGGUCUCCCACCUUUGUAACAUUUCAUGUUUUGAUCUAGUUCAUGUUUUGCUUAUACCAUCACCCUUGACAAGUGCACACAAAGUACGUAUGGAAAAUCUUCUAGUUUGGCUGAAA